Messenger RNA from Tigriopus californicus, 1624 nucleotides. RefSeq lists its product as uncharacterized. The transcript is spliced from 2 exons. Gene Ontology annotation, cellular component: cytoplasm. Gene Ontology annotation, biological process: signal transduction. Bases 378 to 1418 code for a protein of 346 amino acids. NCBI's taxonomy places the organism in Eukaryota, Metazoa, Arthropoda, Copepoda, Harpacticoida, Harpacticidae. The record is from RefSeq and is a predicted model, not a curated record.
CCUCGGGGGUACACUGUACACUGUACACUGUGCGUAGCGUAGUGCACUACGUUUAUCCACACAAUAGUGACUACAGACUACUGACUAGUGAGCUGUAUUCCUUCCACUGUUUGUUUGUGUGGAGCCUUCCUGGCCAUAUUCCAUCUACCCUCAUCUCUAACACAUCCGACUUCAUAACUCAUAAGUUCAUUCUCCAGAUUGAUUGUCGGCCAUUCCCAUUGCCAAUCCCAUUGCCAAUCCCAUUGCCAAUCCCAUUGCCAAUCCCAUAUUGCCAAUCCCAUAUUGCCAAUCCCAUAUUGCCAAUCCCAUAUUCCCAAUCCCAUAUUCCCAAUCCCAUAUUCCCUUAGCAGUCCUUGAUUGACCAUUCUCUUGCUAACAUGGGUGACACUCUUCACACGCAUGUGAUCGAAACCGAGCGAUGUGGCUCGCUUAAUGUUUACGUCCAAGGCGAUAUCGAGCAAGCUCGCAAGGGAGACAAGGAUGGAAAACCCGUGUUUCUCACCGUCCACGAUAUUGGCAAGAACCACAACUCCUGGCUGAACUUUGUCUACCAUCCGUCGAUGGCCAACAUCCGCGAACGAGCCGUUUUUGUGCACGUCGAUCUCUUGGGACAAGAGGAUGACUCCGAGGACCUGCCUGAUCCUCACAAGUUUCCAACCAUGCAAGAAAUGGGCGAGGACUUGGUCAACAUCUUGGACAACCUCAGGAUCAAGUACAUUAUUGGUUUAGGCGAUGGAGCUGGAGCCAACAUCUUGGCUCGAUUUGCUACCAUGCACCACACGAGAUGCUUGGGUGUGGUGUUGGUCAACCCCACGGGCAAUGCAGCCACCUUCAUUGAACAAUUCAAGGAUAAGAUGCAUCCAAAAUUGGCCCGCAUCCAAUCCACGACGGAAAACUACUUGAUCAUGCACAAAUAUGGUCACAAACUGGAUGACGACGAGCAAGACGACGAGGAGUUGGUCAAGGCCUUCGAAGAUUACAAAGAGAAACUGCGCACGGCCAAGCUGAACAUGAAAAACGCCAAAGUGUAUGUGGAUGCCUUUAUGAAGAGAGACGAUAUUACGGGCCGGAUCAAAAAUAUCACCGACGACGUUCUCUUGGUAUGUGGCUCCAAAUCUGCUUAUGUGGCCAACAUGGACACCAUGUACUCCUUCUGCGACAAGACCAAAACGUCGAACCUGAAGAUCGACGACAUAGGAGAUGUCCUGGAGGAGGCCCCUAGCAAACUGGCCAACUCCCUUCUCCUCUUCUGCAAGGGAUUGGGAUGGAUGAUUUCCUUGACUGCUCCUGGUAUUGAGCGUCAGCGAUCCGCCAGCCAAUCGUCCACUGGAUCCGGUGGUGGUCUUCAACGCCGCAUGAGCAUGGAGGAAUACGACAAGCCCAACAUUCGCCGUCUUUCCCUCACCGGAGCCGAUUAAUCUCCUUACGUCCUCACACCAGACAAUGAAUCAGCGACCUUAAGUCACAUUCAUUAGCAUCUAGCUAGAUUUUUUUCAGGGAAAGCUGACUGACCCAUUUCCUCAACCGCGAAAGAUUGCCUUCAAAUCGCCACUACCAAGUGGUUGACCUGAUCGCCAGUCUUUGGUUUUAAUCCAUAAGUUUUUGUCCAUUUUCUACAAAACGG